UCCUGGCAAAAUGUUUUCAGUGGCUGAAUUUAGAAAUGGUUUUUUUUUGUGACCGAAUGUCUGCUUAUUUUUUGUUCUCAGAAACUUCCCAGGCAUUCACAGCUCUUCUUUUUUUACACCAUCAGUGCAAAGAAGGAAAGCUUGGUCUUAAUUGUGGGGGAAAAAGCCCUUUUCAACCACAUUAAAUCUGGAAUUGGGGGCGGGAGUCUAACGCAAGAAAUAGGGUGUUCUGUCUUUUCACACCUGGUCUCACUUAUCACCUGCCAGCUUGUACUCAUACCCCCUCACACACAAAAUCUUAUUCUGCAUUCUUUGCCUUCCUUUCCAGUCUUGAUGCAGAGUCUCAGCCCAAAGCAUUGAAUGUUUAUUUCUUUCCAUAGGUACUGCCUGACUGCUGACUUUCUCCUGCAUAUGUGAUCUGUCCCUCUGCCAAUCAAUAGGAUUGUGACUGAUCUGAAGGAGUUGCAGAUCACACCUGGACCAUGUUGACCAUCAACCACCCCUGACUCUGCUCCCAUGGGAGCGUGUUCCGGUCAAGUUCAUUGCAGUAUGAGCACCAACCGAGAAAGCAAGGCAUUGAAGAUCAAGAGGGAGUCAGGUGAGAACACACCUGUGCUGUUGGACCAGGACCUGGUGUCGAUGUCUGUGCGGGAGCUGAACCACCACCUGCGCGGCCUCUCCAAGGACGAAAUCCUGAACCUGAAGCAGCGGCGACGGACCCUGAAGAACCGGGGCUAUGCGGCCAGCUGCCGGGUGAAGAGGGUAACUCAGAAAGAAGAGUUGGAGCGCCAGAAGGCCGAGCUGGAGCAGGAGGUAGAGAAGCUGGCAGCGGAGAAUGCGGACAUGAAGACGGAGCUGGAUGCGCUGCGCUCCAAAUAUGAGGCCCUUCAGAACUUUGCUAGGACGGUGGCGUGCGGAACCAUUGCCCCCACGAAGGUCAACACGACCAGUGUGAUCACCAUUGUGAAGUCCUCCAACCUCUCCCGCUAGCACUGCCUCACCAGGGCCAGAUUCAACAAGAGGGCCACUGUCCUCGGGGUGGGGAAUUUUCUUUAUUUUGGCUUGAAGGUAAGAAUUUUGACAACGUCCAAGCCAAGGUUUACAAGGCACAAAAAAAACUCUUCUCUUCUUUCCCCCAGGACGCACAAUACCCCAGGAAGCCUUCUUGCGGAAUAAUUGAGGUGGGGAAGUACUUGUGGGGGUGGGGUUUGGUAGCGUUUUGGGGCGGGUUGGACAAGGGCAAUCGCUGGAGAGAGUGGAGUGGCACGCACUUGGGCUGAUCACUGUUGUUAAGUGGCAGACCCUACUUAGCCUGCACCCCACAGAUAAAUCCAUCCGGCUCCUGGUCUCCCUCAGCCCAAGUCGAACCAUCAAAUGUCCAGAAAAUCAGAGCAAUUGAAAGGAAAAGGCUGGACCUGUACAGCUGACUGGGCAACAGUUGCAAAGGGGGAGGUGAUGGUGUGUUUGAAAAGCAGAUGAGAGGAUCAGUGAAAUCCUGGCUCAUUGGUAGCCUGAAUCCAUGAAUCCAUCUUUUUCCCCCGUAUCUAUUGGUUGAUAUUGGUACCCUCCCCAUCAGAAGGAAGUAUGGGCCACCCCCUUUGUAGUCUCUGCCCAAUCUGCUGUGCCUUUCCGGUACAUUCCACCAAAGUAUCCCGAGAAGGAGAUAUCCCACAGAACUAAGCACUGUUUCAAUACCAGAACAUCUGGAUUGCUAAGCACGACGAAUGCUAAUCACAAUAGCUAUUUAAGGGAAAACUAAGUUUGAGCUCUAAUUUAAUGAAGUUGAGAAGUCUCUUCUGCUUAUUGAUUGUGUUUUAAAGUUCUCUUUUUUUUUUACCAACAGCAGUGCCAGGAUUUAUUUUGUUGACAGGUGGGUGGUUACCAUGGAUACUGCCUGGUGCCUGGGCGAUAUAACACAGGGAAGGUUUUAUUACAGAUGUAUCUUGCCGUUGAAUGUCUUGUUCUAUUUUCUCAUGUGAUACCUUUCUUUGUCUUAAUUAACGGGACUCUAUUUAUGGAGUUAUAUAUGUAAAACAGAAAAAUCUAUAUAGAUAAUUGUGGUUGCUCAUUGCGCAAGAGUAUUUAUGACAGGAAGUGAAAACAUCAGUUCUUCAGGGAGUUGAGCCACAAGUGAAGAGGUCAAUUUGGGUUGAUUCCAGUCAAACACAACUAAAAUUGAAAGCUGGGUACAUCUCGUGUUUAUAUCUUCACCGUGGAUGCCAGGAAGCUGGGACACAUCACAGAAGUAGCUAAUUUUAGAGUUUGUGGCCUCUUGUAAAUUGUUUGGAGCCAGUGCCACAAAUGGUGACUGGGUAGCUUUGUAUUUUCCUCACGAAGAGAAAAGUAGGGAGAUUUUGGGAGAAAGAUUUUCUUCUCAGGCAUAAUUCCAAAUUCACUUGCGUCAGGGACCAAGGCUGCCACUGUAGGGGAAGGGUUGGACGGGAACCUGGAACCAGUUGUCAUGAGGGAGGAGGAGGGGUGAUCGUAGUUAGCACUGCAGUGCUAAGUACUUUGGGGGCAGCAUAUCGCUAUUACAGCACCUGUGAUGUGGGCUCAACUCCACAACUCUCUGUAAGGAGUUUGUACGUUCUCCUAGUGGCCGCGUAAGUUUCUUCCAGGUGCUCGUUUCCUCUCACAUUCAAAACGCCGUAUGAGUUAGCAGACUGAUUGCUUACAUGCACGUAAUUGGGCGGUGGGGGCUCACUGGUCCAGAAGGAUCUGUCACCCUGCUGCAUCUCCAAAUAAAGUUAAAAGAAAUAGCAACUAGGUAAAAAUGCACCUGAAAAAAUGAAACAUUUUUGAGUGGCGAGAAGGCACAGAAUAUGAGAGGCAGCUACAUUGGUAAUUGGUUUAUUAAGCUCACAUAUACUGAGAUACAGUAAAAAACCUUGUUUUGCCUGCCACCCAGACAGAUCUUUAGAGACAUCAAUGAAGUAUGGAAGAAAAAGUAAGAACAGAAUGCAGUAUAACUAUCUCUCCAUUGUAAUGUUAAUUUGGAGCCAUGAUAUUAAUUGGGAUGCUGUCCUUGUUGAUGGUUUUAGUGUUCUGGGACAAUGUUUUAAGUGUGUGAAUGUUUCACAUGGAGAGGAGAGGUUGCACUCUCUCCUGGAUCCUGAAAUUCAACUGAGUAGCAGGCGGGGAGUAGUGUAGGAAGGGAACUGAAUUCUGAGGCUUGGUGAGUUCAGUACUUGAAACCUCAAGGGCUGGUUGGGGUAUAGAGCGAGAAGUUGUGAGCACGAGUACAUUCUUAACUCCUGUCGGAAGAGCCAAAAUUCUGAUCUGGAAAACAUCCAGAUGCUAAUGCACACCUUCUUUACAGCAGUUGUCCUGGGACAAACCACUAACUAGUACCAGUAUUUCUAUUUGGAUGUAGUGUGCCAAACUUAAGUGAAUUUAUAUGGAACCGAGAUCAGCCAAGUAAGGACACCAAAAGAUAACAAAUUCCUCCCUCACAAACAAGAGAAAAUCUGCAGAUGCUGGAAAUCCAAAGCAACACACGCAAAAUGCUGGAGGAACUCAGGUCAGGCAGCAUCAAUGGAAAAGAGUACAGUCGACGUUUUGGACUGAGACCCUUCAGCAGGACUGUACUCUUUUCCAUAGAUGCUGCCUGGCUUGCUGAAUUCCUCCCUCACCAGUUUUUGAAGAAAUGUUUCGCACACUGCUCCUUGUCUAACCUCAGUGUCUAUUUUGUGACCCCUGACAUAACAACAAAGCCAAAGUUGGCGGAGGAGAUUGGUUAAUGCAGAAGUUUAUCCUGGCCUGGAGUUGAUUGUUUUUAUUGCAGAGAUUUUGUUGAGUUCAGUUCCACUCAGAUAAGCAAAUGUGAGUGGGCAGUUCCCUGGACUUAAAAUACGACUUCAUUCUGCUUGUUUUUUGUCUUUUAGCCCAGUUAUGUCCGACCACUGAUUGUUGAGCUUUGGAGCAGGGGUCCUGGUCUAAGUUUCCAUCUGAGCUGGUCUCACUUGGGGUGGUGGAGAGCAGUUGGAUCUGGAAGUUGAAAUAGAGGGAAAUCUGAAGGGUGAAAGGGCAGGGAUUCACCUUGGCUCACCGGGGAAGCACUUCAGUAACAAUGUUGUCAAUGCAGAUGUUAAUAUAUUUGUUCUUUCUAAUUUUCGUGAAGUGUUACUGUAACUUAAGACCAUAAGACGUUGGAGCAGAAUUAGGCUAUUUGGCCCAAUGAGUCUGCUCCGCCAUUUCAUCAUGGCUGAUCCAUUUUUCCUCUCAGCCUCAAUCUCCUGCCUUCUCCCCGUAACCUUUGAUGCCCCGACUAAUCAAGAAACUAUCAACCUCUGUCUUAAAUAUACCCAAUGGAUUGGGCUCCACAGCUGUCUGUGGCAAUGACCUCCAUAGAUUCUCCACUCUUUGGCUAAAGAACUAAAGAAAUUUUUCCUUAUCUCUUCAAAAGGAAUAGUUAGGAGACUGAGCCCUCUGGUCCUAGACUCCCCCAUUGUAGGAAAUGUCUCUCCAUACUCACACUAUCUAGGCCUUUCUAUAUUUGGCAGAUUUCAAAGAAAUCCCCCUUGUUCUUCUAAACUCCGGCGAGUACAGGUGCAGAGCCAUCAAAUGCCCCUCAUAAAGAGCACAGCAGAAGAUUUGCAGCGGUCUGUAACUUAAAGAACAUGCUAAACGCUUUCUUCUCCCACCACCCCCACCCUGCUCCACACAGCUUUGUAGAGAGUUGGUAAAAUGUUUUGAGCGCCGAUGUUCUUUUAGGUGGUGAGUGAGAGCACAGGAUUCCAUCCCCUGCUUUCGCUCUUGACUUCAUGAUUCCUGUGGUGCUUUCAGUUAAAAACACAUGAGACUGACAUUUCUGUAAACAAGAGUUGCAAAGAGAGUCACCUAACCGUGAAGAAUGCAGUGACACAUGAAAAGUAAACAGCCCUCCGGGUCAAACACUAGCACUCCCAGAGAGAACACAGAGAGGAGCUAACGCCCUAUUAUUACCCAAUGAACAAAGUCCAUGAACCCAUUAACCGAUCAUGUCAGACGUGGGUGAUGUGACCACAGUGUGGUCCAUCGCCAGGAGAGGAGUUAUUUGCAGAUGAGGCAUAAGUGAUAAAGGACUUGUGUGAACAACACCAUCAAGAUUGGAGCUAAUUGUACAGGCAUACUCCAACCACUGGUCAACUUAAACAGAAGACAGUGCAAAUUUUCCAGUUGCCUGUGAAUUUGUGUUGAUUUAGAUGCAGGACAUCACUGGGGCUAUUUUAGCCUUUCCCACUGUGGUAUUUGGCUUACGGGACUGAGAAAUUUGAGUGUAACAUUAGCAAGAUCAUGUGUCAUACCACAAGACUUGUAUUACGUCAAGAGACCAGCAGGAUAGCAGGAAACUUGUACCCGACGGAAGGAGUGCCUAAAACUAGAGGGCAUAAGGUGCAAUAGGGUGAGAAGGGAUCUGAGAAAAGACGUGUGCUAUGCUUACGUAAGGUGUGCGCAAAGUUGUUAAGUGUUGGGGAAUGUGUAAUAGGGGACGUUGCAUUGCAGAGUUAGCAGAAACAAUAUUGGAAACGUUUUACAUGAAUCUGGCCAGAAACCAGUGGAGAUGUGUUUGUGAAAUCCUCCAACUCCACCCUGUUUUAUGGUUGUGGGAGAUACAAUGAAGAGACACAAAAGAGUCUACAGACACUGGAAUCUGGAGCAAAUGGAGGAACUCAGUGGGUUAAGUAGAGGCUGUGGAGGGAAGUGGGAAGUUGGUCUUUCUUGACUUGAAAUAGUCUUGGGUAUAGAUGAAGUCUCAGCCUAAAAUGCCAAGGCUGGAGAAUGGGGUUGAGAGGUAUAAUAAAUCGGCCAUGAAGGAAUGGUGGGGUGGACUCAAUGGGCCGAAUGGCCUGAUACUGCUCUUGUGUCUUCUCAUCUCACAAGAUGCAUAACGCACAGCCUGAGACAGUUGUGAAGGCAGACGCUCUCACAACAUUUAACAAGCAUCUAGAUGAGUGCUUGAAUCACCAAGGUGCAGAAGGAUGUGGAUUAAGGGCACGUGAAAGCUGGCAUAAACAUGCUGAGGUGAAAGCCGUUUGAUGUUCAAUUUAAACAUAGAUUAAAAGAGAUCAGUAUCUUGAGGUCUUAACUGUUAGUUCCACAAUAAUGACAUCUCCCUAAGUGACACCUCAGUUGGUAUUCACAGCUUUAAGAGCAGUGCCGAGGGAAUUCUGUGGCAUUGGAGGGACUGUCUUUCAGUCUUAGCUUCUGUUCAGGCAAAGAAAAAGGUGGCAGAUUAUUUUGCUGCUCUGCUAAUCAACCAACAAAUCCAACUGCCCCAUCUCACAGCACUUUGAAAAUCAAAAUAAACUGUGAAGACGGGAAUUCUGAAAUCGGAUUUUGCCGGAAAGCAGCUGGUGCUGCGCUUGCCUUUGAGGGCCUCAGAUUGGUUGGGACGUUCUUUAGCUUGAUCCAAGAGUCUGGCAAAGGGGUGAAAUUUGUCCUUGAUCCAUUGAGUCCAAGGUAAUGGCAAUGCUAUGUUUACUUCUGCGGUUCAGCGUAGAAGAUUAGCAACAAAUUUUUAUACUAAAUCUCACACUGUUCUGGAAGUAAAGAGCUGCUCUGUUGCACUAUGUUCCAGACACUCUAAACUUUUAAAAUAAAAAGUGAGCAUCAGACCAAUCAGUUUGAUUCUUUGAACUCCUGGUUAAAGGCCAAAGGAGUUCUAGUAAGAUUAGUGCUUCAGAAUACUGAAGUCAUGAAAACAACACAAUGACACAUCAACUUUGUGAUCUGAUUUUUAAAAAAAUUUGAUAUUUGGAAGUGAUUUUUUGAGCGGAUGUACUUGAAUGCUAAACAGGAUGGACUGGGCAAAAUAUUAUCCUUGGAUCAGGAUUAGACACCACAGUGUUAUGCCUGGCAAAGAAGUCAUGUAUAAAUAUGUGGAAUUAGGCAGGAAAAAUUUUAUAUUGGAAUUCUGUAAUUGUUGUGUGUACACCAAAGGGUGAGUGGGUGUGAGGAAGUUAUGCAGUUGAGGCGAACUAGGAAGGAAGUAGUAACAGAUAAAGAUGAGAUCAAUUAGUUAUUCAGGAAUGGGGCACGUUGGGUAAUUUUCUUUAUAGGAUGAGGCUGGAGAACGUGGUUGAGAGGGAUAAUAAAUCAGCCAUGAUUGAAUGGUAGAGUAGACCAUUCAACCAUUCUAUGUACUCAACAAACAAUCCAGGAACUCUCGAGAGCUGGAAAGCAAUGAUCAAUGUUUCUGACUACAUACAAUGCUUCUGUGAUACCUCUCACACACAGUAGUUGCGUCUUAAAAUAGCUAGGGUCAAGAUUGUGAUACAGUGUAUGCUUUAAAUUUUUGGAACUGGACAAAGAUGGGGUUUGUAAAUGCUACUCUUAUAAACAAAGAAUGUCUUUUAUACACUGCAUAAACACAUAGAAUGGAGUACAUUAUUAAGCAGUGACUAUUGCUUUCAGACUAUUGGCUGCAGUGAUUAAAAAGCCUCCCGGAAAGAUGGAUGCCGUCAAUACCAUUUCAUUGUUGGGCAUCAUCAUGAGAGCAUUGCAAUGUUGCUGGAGGUUAAUUUCCAUAAGAUUGCCCCAGCCUUUGCUCUUUCCAGAAACACGUUGUGACCUCUUGGGCAUUUUCUUACAGGUCACUUCUUCUCCACCCUGUCUGUCUGUCUCUCUCUCUCUUUCUCUCUCUCUCCCCCUUCUCUCUCUGUCCCCCUCCCUCUCUCCUCCCCCACUCCCUCUCUCCCUGUGUCACACCAGUGGUGUGCAGAAGAGCGAUUCUGCAUGCACAGCACAUCAAACCUUGGUGGGCUACAGCAGCUGACAACCAUGAGCGUACACUCAGUGGCCACUUUAUUCGGUACACUCUCGUACCUAAUAAAGUGGCCACUGAGUGUAUUAAUUCCCUUCAUUAUUAACUACUUAUCCACUUGGCAACUGUGUCCUCACACAUCAGUGGUACCUUCAUCCUCCCUCACCCUCACUGCAAAUUAAAUCAAAUGCCUGAUUUGUUCAUGUUGAUUCUUCAAUGCACCAAGGUGCAUUGGUGAAUCAAAGUGCUUUCCAAGGGAGGGGAAUGGGACAUUCAGCCUGCAGAUAAAAGAGCUCAGAGACAUGGGAGCUAUGAAGGUGGGCUUACUGACUUGCAAUUGCAAUUCAUUUAGUGUUAUCACCUGUACUGAGAUGCAGUGAAAAGCUUUUUGUUUGCUGCCAUCCAGACAGAUCACGGCGUACAUAGUUACAGAGGUAGUAAACAGAAAACAACAAAAAAAAGCCUUCCCUGUUCUGUGGAAGGAGUUUCUACCUCCUCCCCAUGUCCUUGUGGGUUUUUUCUAGGAGCUCCUGUUUCCUUGCACAUCACAAACACCUAAGGGUUAGUAUGUUUAAUUGGGUGGCACCGGCUUGUUGGGCCAGAAGUACCUAUUAUCAUGCUGUUUCCUUAAUAAGUAAAUAAGAGUGCAGAAUACAAACAUGAGAUUCUGUAGAUGUUGAAAUAUUGAACAAUACAGACAAAAUGCUAGAGGAACUCAGCAGCCAGGCAGCAUCCACGGAGAGGAAUAAACAAGCCAUCAUUUGGACCAAGACCUUUCAUCAGGACUGGAGAAGAAGGAGGAAGUCCUUUCCAGUUCUGAUGAAGGGUCUCAGUCUGAAGCACUGACUGUUUUUUCCCUCUCCAUAGAUGCUGCCUGGCUUGCUGAGUUCUCCCAGUGUUUUGGGGUAGAAUGCAGAAAACAAGGGUCAAGUUAUGUUACAAGAAAGUGCAAGGGUCAUGACGUAUGUUGAUUGAGAGAUCAAGAGUUGAUCUUUGUUGUAUGAGAGGUCAGUUCAGGAAAUGUAGAUGAGGGUGAAUGCAAGUGGAAUAGAAAGAGUGGAGGAUGUGCAAAAAGGCAUUGAUCGCAGAACUUAGGUGCUGAUUAUUAUAAUGGAAGGGUUUGGAACCACAGGCAAAUCGAUAAACUUGGUGGAGAGGGAGAACGCUGAAUUAAUAAGAGGAACGUUUCCUGUUUAUUUCCUGGAAUUUGCUGCAGUGAGCCCCUCUGCUGGCCAGGGUCAACCAUGGAUAUUGCAUCCCAGCUGCCUAAUAAUACGCAAGCCAGUAGACGAGCUUUGGCAGUGCAAUACGGCAGGCGAGCUGUUGCCCAUGUAGCCGGCUACCCCUCUUCACGCAGCUGAUGAACCCAAAGCAGUGUCAGAGACAAAUACAGUUUGGCAUGUCGCAAGAGUUUCCAGUCAGCGUUAAACCCAACAUAGGGCUCCAGAUCCAGAUUUUUUUCCUCGGGAUUUACUCCAGAAGCCUUCCCCGUGAGUGCCUAUAGCUGCAAGGCAGUGGAGGUUUGAGAUCAGAGUUUUCCUUCUCCUAGGUGAGCUGUCAGUUGUGCCUGACCAGCACCAUCUGCCUGAAGUGACUGGUUUUAAAGCGCAUUUGCCCAUCCAAUUCCCUUUGGAUCGGCACUUAAGGGAAAUCAGAUCAGUGGAUUGUUCUACGUAGGCUGGAUGGUAUCCUGCCUGUUGAUAGAGAAAUGUUUUGUGUAAGAUUUGUUUUAUUUAUUUAUUUAUUGAGAUACAAUGCAAAAUAGGCCCCUCCUGCCCUUCAAGCCAUGCCACCCAGCAAUCCCCUGACUUAAUCCUAGCCUAAUCACAAGACAAUUUACAAUGACCAAUUAGCCUACCAACCAGUACGUCUUUGGACUGUAGGAGAAAACUGGAGCACCCAGAGGAAAUCCAUAUGUUCACCGGGAGAAUGUACAAACUUAUUGGAUUUAAUAUUGGUACUGUUGAAAUUUUUGAGCUGACUUCAUUGAAGGAGAGUCAAAAAUUGUCACAGGGCAGAGAACUAGAAAACAAAACACAGUGUUCCUGGAGAACAGAGGUGAUUGCUUGAGAAUGGGAUGAAGCAGCAUGGGUACCACAAGGCCAAAAUCAGUGAUCUGUUUGAUUGAGAUGAGAUUGACAAACCUGGAUGGGGAAGUGUGGCCACAACUAUCAGGUGAUCCAUAAAGCAAGAGACACUUCCCAGAUUAUCUAGUUCUCUGCCUCUCUUUGGCCUGUAAUCUGAAAGGGUGAAACACUGGAAGAUUUGAGGUGGGGGUUGGGGGACUUUACAUUUAGAAUGCUCGGCUACAAGUUCAUUCUGACAAAUAACGCAACUUGCCCACAGACACACACACACAAGAAAGGGCAUAAACUCUAUCACACAUACCAGCAGUUCAACAGGUGACAAAGAAAUUGUCACGACACUGAAAGAACUCAGAAGAUCAGUCCAGUCUCAGUGUGAAACAUAUCAACUGUCCUUCUUCCUCCAUAGGUGCUUCCUGAAUGUCGGGUUCCUCCAGAACCUUUGUGUGUUGCUUCAGAUUUCAGCAGUCUCUUGUGUCUCUAGAAAGUUUGUCAUUAGUCCUCCUUGGCUGUGGAUUCACCUAUUCUUGGGUUUCUUCAUGCCCUGCCUUUGUGAGGGAUGGAGGAGGGAAUUGCUUGCAAAUUCCCCCAGCCAAAAUAACUCCACUCAAGGGCUCUUAAGACCCACACUUGCCACGUUACUAAGUAACAUCACCCAGUGGGUUGCUUGAGUUAUUUUAACAGCCUUCCCACAUCCUGUAAAACAUGGGUAGGAUAUGUGGUUUAACAGUAGCAUCCGUCUGUCUAUUUUUUUACCAUGGUGGUCAGCGCAUUACGUCACACAGACACAUGCCUCCACAACCUGACAUCAGAAGCAUGACUGAAACUGCUUAAAAAUAAAAUGUUCAAAUUAAUAUUGCUUCCAACACCUUUUACUCUAGAACAUGCAGGUUUAAUUAGAACUUCAUGGAUAAAUGUUAUAGACUUUGGGCUCUGGGUUAGGAGAUGUUAUCUAUGGAGGGGAUUAAGUUAAUGUUUAGGGCCGAGACCAUUCAUGAAAGAUCCCAGCCCGAAACAUCAACUGUGUAGUCCUCUCCAGCUUGUUCCGCACUCAAGUGAAGAAGUUCCCCCUCGUGUUCCCCUUAAACAUUUCACCUUUCAACCUCAGAUCUAGUUUCAACCAACCACAGUGCUUGUAUUUAUCCUAUCUAUAUGCCUCAAUAACAGUUACCACUUUGACCAUUCAGUUUGAACCAAUUAGCACAGCCCUCCUCACUACCUCAGUGUAGCAACUCCUGAUGGAAGGUCAUAGCCCAAAACAGCGACUGUGUACUACUCUCCAUAGAUGCUGCCUGACUUGCUCAGUUCCUCCAACAUUUUGUGAGCAUUGCUUAAGAUUUCCAGUUUCCGUAGAAUCUCUUGUGUUUAGCUCCAUAUUAGCUCCUAGCUUGUAAAGUUGUGGUUGUGCAAGAAAUCGUGCAGUUAAACCCAGGGCGGUUAUCUACCCAGAAUACUUAACUGACAGAGAUAUUUUUUUUUAACCUCCCACUUCCUGCACCAUCUCCAGACCACAAGCACAGAUGAAUUUGCCUUUGUGGCCCAAAGGAGGAACGACAGUUUUCCUUCUCUCCCAUGACUUGGCUUCAGGGGGCCUCAGCAAGCCUCAGGCACUUUCCUCAAUCCUCCUCUUGCACUGGCAAGUGUCGCCAUCCUCGAUAGUCUCCCUUCCUUCUCCCACUCCCCUGGAAUGAAAGGGUUUGAUGGCUCUGGGCCUGUACUAGCUGAAAAUUAAAAGAAUUGCGAGGUUGGGGGUCUCAUUGAAACCUAUCAAAUAUUGAAAGACCUAGUUAGAAAGGAUAUGGAGAGGAUGUUUCCUGCGGUUGAGGGGGGAGGGUGGGUCUAGGAUCAGAGGGCACAGACUCAGCACAGAGGGGCAUCCAUUAGAACUGUGAUGAGGAGUAAUCUCUUCAUCCAGAGGGUGGUGAAUCUGUUGAAGUUAUUACCACAGAUAGCUGUGGAGGCCUAUUUAUUGGGUAUAUUUAAUGCAGAAGUUGUUAAUUUCUUGAUUGGAACGGCAGAGAAGACCCUAUGGGCCAAGUGGGCUAAUUCUGUUCCUAUGUCUUAUCUGCCAAAUUUAAUUUGAACUUUGAAGCGGCGCUGCAACACAGCAGCUGCAUAGCAACUCCUGGGGCUCGGGUUCAAUCUGGACCAUCUUGACUUGACACGUUCUCUCCAUGACACGGGAUCACCGCGAGUUGCUCCAAUAACAUCCCACAUCCUGGGGGGCUUCAUUGCCUGACCCUCGGUAAAUAGUAACGAGGAUGAAAGGGAGGUUGAUGGGCAUGUAAGUUGAGGAGAGAACGCAGGGUGGGAAAAUGGUACCAAUGGAUUGCUCUACUGGGAGCUGGCAUGGACAUAAUGGGCCAAAUGGUAUCCUGCUGUAUCAUUACAAGUUAAUAUACCUGCCAAGAGCCUAUCUGAAGUUGGGGAGAGAGGAAAUAGCAAAGCAAUGAAGAUUGGAUAGAACUAUGACUCUCCCCUGAGGAAGGGUCUACAUUCUAAUUGCAAAGUAAUAUUUUUUUUCUUUAGAAGACACGUGGUAUUUAUAAACAGAGGUAUAAUUUAUAUUUAACCAUAACACUGACUAACACACUCAUGCUUUCCUUCCUCUGGGAAGGGGUAGUUGGGAGUAAGUUGUAUUGUAGGGCUUGUAAAGGACCAGAUGGGUAUGUUUGAGGACUCCCAUGGAUACAGUGGUAGUUAGAACAAAUUUUUGACUGGUGACUUAAGGCGCUGCUCUGAGAACUGAUUUUAUUAUUUAUUGCAUAAAUUAUUUCAUUUUUUCUGUCCUAUAAAACUUGUUUGUAGAUAUUAAAGAUGUACUUUUUAUAUUAUAUGACCACGUCUCUAAAAAAAUCCACAUAUUUAUUUCUUUGUAAAAUUAAUGUACCUUGAUGCAUUUAUUUUGUAUACUGUACCAAUAAAGACAUUU
Mobula hypostoma (lesser devil ray) is the source of this 12760-nucleotide messenger RNA. Its product is annotated as transcription factor MafK-like. Gene Ontology annotation, molecular function: RNA polymerase II cis-regulatory region sequence-specific DNA binding; DNA-binding transcription factor activity, RNA polymerase II-specific. The coding region runs from base 517 to 990 and encodes 157 amino acids. Gene Ontology annotation, cellular component: nucleus. Gene Ontology annotation, biological process: regulation of transcription by RNA polymerase II. NCBI's taxonomy places the organism in Eukaryota, Metazoa, Chordata, Chondrichthyes, Myliobatiformes, Myliobatidae. The transcript is spliced from 3 exons. The record is from RefSeq and is a predicted model, not a curated record.